UGUCACAUUAUUUGCCAUUAUAUUUGUCUUGAUAUUUUGUCAAGAUGGAUGGCACCAACUCGUCCAGCCAGCAGCUCCUCUUCGUCCACCAGCAGAUGUUCCAGGUGCAGUUAAACGAGGGGCCCUUGACUAAGCUGGCAGUGGCCAUCGUCAUGUCAGUGCUCUUCAUCUGGAUCAACUGCCUCCUGCUCUUCACGCUGAGCCGCAAGCAGGCCUUCAGGGAGACGCCUCGCUACGUGCUCUUCUCCCACAUGCUCUGCAACGACUCCAUCCAGCUGCUCUUCACCUCUCUCCUCUACAUCCUCUCCAUGUCUUACCUGCAGAUCCCCAGAGCCGCCUGCUCCCUCGCCCUGUUCGUCUCCAGUGCCACCUUCCUCAACGCUCCGCUGAACCUGGCCCUCAUGUCGCUGGAGCGCUACGUGGCCAUAUGCUUCCCGUUGCAACACGCCACCAUUGCCACGCCCGCUGCCACUGCCGUCGGCAUUCUCAUCAUAUGGUUUCUAGGGGGCGUGAACGUGGUGAUUGACAUCCUGUAUGCAGUCGCCAGAGAUGGCAGUUUCUUCAGUGAGCGCAUGUUCUGCACGCGCGAACGCAUCUUCAUGGCUCCGUGGCAGGCCGACGUGUUUCAGGGCUUUAAUGCCUUCUACUUUGUCGCUGUGACGCUGAUCAUUGUCUUCACCUACAUCAGUGUGAUGGUUGUAGCUCGAUCUGCCUCCAGUAAUAAAGAAUCGGCAAAGAAAGCCCACAGGACUCUCCUGCUGCACCUCAUCCAGCUGGGCCUGUGCCUUAACUCAUUUCUUUAUGGCAUUAUCGAGAGAGCCUUGGCUAUGACCAGCAGCAGUCGUCUGUUCAUGGACCUGCGCUACCUGAACUAUCUCUUUGUUCUCAUUCUGCCUCGGUGCCUGAGCCCCCUGAUAUACGGCCUGAGAGACGAUGCUGUUCGGCCCUUAUUCCUCUACUAUGUCAGGUGUGGAGCCCAAAAGGUCAAACCCUUUGUAACCGCACACUGAGAACAUAAUUUGGGUAUCUGUGACAUUCUACUGAC
Clupea harengus (Atlantic herring) is the source of this 1045-nucleotide messenger RNA. RefSeq names its product odorant receptor 131-2-like. NCBI's taxonomy places the organism in Eukaryota, Metazoa, Chordata, Actinopteri, Clupeiformes, Clupeidae. Gene Ontology annotation, biological process: detection of chemical stimulus involved in sensory perception of smell; G protein-coupled receptor signaling pathway. Gene Ontology annotation, cellular component: membrane. The record is from RefSeq and is a predicted model, not a curated record. Gene Ontology annotation, molecular function: olfactory receptor activity; G protein-coupled receptor activity; odorant binding.